Messenger RNA from Diaporthe citri, 291 nucleotides. RefSeq lists its product as uncharacterized. The record is from RefSeq and is a predicted model, not a curated record. NCBI's taxonomy places the organism in Eukaryota, Fungi, Ascomycota, Sordariomycetes, Diaporthales, Diaporthaceae. The transcript has 2 exons. Bases 1 to 291 code for a protein of 96 amino acids.
AUGGCAGAGCGAGUGCCCACGGCCGUGUUCUGGGAGGAGAGACUGUGGAAAAUCCUCACGUACCUCUGUAGUCGCAGUCAACUGGGGCUCCCAACCGCGUACAAGGUCCCAAAGCUCUUUAGACGGUCGCAGGGCUUGGGGGUGGCGCCAAUCCAGUUUGUCGACGACGAUGUUGUCGAGGAUGAGCAGUUUGGGUUGUGGUCAAGGGCUGAUCUCGGUCGGGAGAUGAGGGUGCCGCUCGCGCGCCAAAAGGAGGUCGAACGGGGGGCUGAUGAUGCUCUGGUCACCUAG